AUGGAACUCACGAGGAAAACGACAAAUUCCCAGCGAUUACCUCCACCAGUUCUGUUUCAGGGGCCCCCAUCACACAAUGCCUCCAAUAUCUCCCUAUCCGUACCGCCCGCGACCUCAGCCCUACCAACACCUUCCGGAAGCCAACCGCCACCACUCCAGCGGAACAGAUCUCCACUCGGGAAAGAGGGUGAGAAUGCCGAGAAGGCCAAUCUACUAUCACCAUUUAUGUCGCGCCGCCAAUCCAAAAACGAUGUGGACGGAUCCGACGCUAUCUGGCAGGAGAUGCAGAGCGCCCUAUCCGAAGUCGAACUGAGCGCGGUGACAAGCGAGAAUGUCUUUGGAGAAAAGCACUCGGAAGCGCUAGAAGAUCUACGACUGAAGCAAUUGAAACUUGCCCAAGCCUGGGCGCGCAGCGAGGCAGAUGAUGAAGUUGUUGAUCCCAGCCAUGAUGGGGAAAGUGCUAAGGCAAGCACGGCCCGGCAACGAGGCGCCACAGAAGCAUCCCUCAAGGAUGAUGCAGCGACUGAACAUAGCGCAGGACGUGGUUCAGUCUUACAUCACACUCUGGACGAGGAGACUGAGAAAGACAUUCUACUUGCGCGCAAGCGUCGUGAGGCUAAUGACCGGUACUUUGAUCGGGUAAACCAGGGUGUUUUGGAUGUUGUUGCCAAGCUGGAGGAGGUUGCUCAGGCUAUGCGCACUGUGGAACGAGAGAGCAAGGAUAUUUGGAGCGAUUCGGAGAGUGUUGCGACUACUGCGCCUUCGUCUCAUGCUGGGUGA
This is a messenger RNA of Penicillium canescens, 780 nucleotides long. RefSeq names its product DUF5315 domain-containing protein. The record is from RefSeq and is a predicted model, not a curated record. The transcript has a single exon. The coding region runs from base 1 to 780 and encodes 259 amino acids. Lineage: Eukaryota; Fungi; Ascomycota; Eurotiomycetes; Eurotiales; Aspergillaceae.